AUGCAUGCCAUGGCUCUUGCUGCGGACGGAUCGAAGCCGCUAGAGGCAGUUGCCCGUGCUCGCGAGGCGUGGCGGACAGAGGUUGUUCGUGGUCUGCGCGAGAUGCGUGCCAAGCUGGGCCUGCCGUGGGCCCGCCUUCGCAGUGCUGCCGAGCUGGCCGAGGACGACGACGAUCGUGCCGUGGCCGAGGACGAGCGCCUGGUUGCUCUGCUAGACAAGGGCCUUGUCCAGCCGCUGGCGAUCAACGCCCUCUUCCGCGCUCUCAUCCGCAUCACCAACCCAAAUGCCACAGCCGCCUUUACCCGCUUCUUCCCGCUCGGCCUCAUCUCGCUCGCUCUUGCUGUUCCGUCCCGUUCCGAGCUUCGCUGUUCGUGGGACGCACUCAGCCUCGGCAACAAGUGCUGCGACGACUCGCUCGCGCCCGAUGGUCCCACCGAGUGGGAGGAUGCGCAUUACGAGGCCGGCAAGGCGCUACUGGCUACGGGGGACGUCGACGCGCUCCGCGACUGGGCCCGCCAUGGCAUCCCAUCGUCGCUUCGCUUCGACGCUUGGCUCGCCCUCCUGCUUGUCGCUCCCUCGCAUGACAACGCGCUACACUUUGAUGCCCUCCUGGGCGAGGUUGAAGCUUGGGACUUUGCCAUCGAUGCUCCUCUCCGCGCCGACAUCAACGCCACCGCCAACGAUGAACACUACUUUGUCUUUCUGGAUCUCAUCCGCGACGUCGCCCUGGCCUUUGUCCGCGACCGCACACUGCCGUCGCUCCUUGCCCUGCCCGGUAUUAGCCUUGUCGACCCGAGCUCGGGCGCAGCCUAUCCGCCGUGCGGCGUUGUCCCACCCGAGGGCCUCGCCCACAUGAUUGCUCCCCUUGCGUACCUGUCUUCCGCUCCCGACGGUGUGUACUCCGUCUUUCGCGCUCUCUACACCCGGCACCUGGUCCGGCUCUCGGCGCUCGCCUCGGGCUCCGAGUCGCUCCUCACCCUUGCCGCCGCCUUUGAGACCUGGCUCGCCGAGCUCGAUCCUGUCCUUGCCGCCCACUGCACCGCCAUCGGCGCACCGCCUCUUCGUGCCGCCUUUCCCUGGCUUGUCCGCGGCUUUUCGUCGUUUCUUCCACCGGGCCAGCUCCUCGCGCUCUGGGACAGGAUCGUCGCCUAUGACUCGCUUUACGUCGUGCCCGCCCUCGCUGUCGGCAUCUUUACGCUUCGUGCCUCCUCGCUUCUUGAGUGUGCGUCCCCACAGGACGUCGCCGGUGUGCUCUCCAACCUCUCGGCUUGCUUUUCUGCCACAACCCGUCUCGACCACUAG
Molecule: messenger RNA, 1302 nt
Organism: Thecamonas trahens ATCC 50062
Lineage: Eukaryota; Apusomonadida; Apusomonadidae
Product: TBC1 domain family
Exons: 3
Coding region: 1-1302 (433 amino acids)
Source: RefSeq, a predicted model, not a curated record